UCUAUCAAAAAUAAAAGUUUAUAAAAAUCUACUAAUUUCUUUCAUCACAGAAUUAGAGUGAGAAAUCACACCAUUGAGAAGGUAGAAGACGAAUCAAUUCUACAAGGGGCCGGGGCUAAUAUUUUUUAUUGAAGAGAGAAUGUGUUAAUUGAAGGAGGAGAGAAAGAGAGACUCCUAUCAUGGGGGAGAUGGCUAUGUCUCGUGGGUUGAGAUUGAAGGAGAAAAAUAUUUUUUGGGGAAUGUUUUUUAUCAUUCUUAUCCAUGGAAUAGUUGAUGGAAAACUUAUAAAUAGAGAGAAGUUGAUAGAAAUAAAUAAGAAGCUAAAGCAAAUCAAUCGGCCAGCAGUGAAGAGCAUUCAGAGUGAAGAUGGAGAUAUUAUUGAUUGUGUUGAUAUCUAUAAGCAACCUGCCUUUGAUCAUCCUGCACUAAAGAAUCACACCAUUCAGGUUUCUCUUUCCCUUCCCCCGCCCGUGGCAAUACUACUUUCUCAAGGUACUGCAUACUUAGGAGCUCAAGGAGACAUAAAUGUCUGGAACCCUUAUGUUGCAUCAGACGAUGAGUAUAGUGCUGCUGAGAUUUCCCUUAAGAACGGACCUUACGAUGAUUUUGAAAGUAUUGAAUCUGGAUGGGCGGUGAACCCAAAGGUUUACGGGGAUAGGCGUACACGGUUGUUUGCGUAUUGGACUACUGAUGCUUCGAAGAAGACGGGUUGUUUCGACCUCACUUGUCCUGGUUUUGUUCAAACUAGCAAGUCAAUAGCCCUUGGUUCUGUGUUUGAUACUGUUUCAAAAAUUCAAGGAGCUCAAUAUCAAAUAUCUAUAUCCAUUCAAAUGGAUACAAACACUGGAAAUUGGUGGUUGAAAUAUGGAGGCCAAAACAUAGGAUAUUGGCCCAAGAGUUUAUUUGUGGGCUUAAGUCAUAUGGCAUCUUCAGUUGAGUGGGGAGGAGAAGUGAAGAGCUCACAUAUAGGGCAGACUCAUCCUCAUACAGGCACAGACAUGGGAAGUGGACGCAUGGUAGGGGUUGGAUUUGGCUUUGAUUGCUUCAUUAGAAAUAUAAGGAUUCUGGAUAACUCAGUUACCUGGAAGUUCCCUACUUAUUCUUUCCCUUACACUGAUGAAUACUACUGUUACGACAUCUAUUACCAGAGAUACGGUGUCACGGAACCUGAAUUCUACUUUGGAGGGCCAGGUUAUGAUGAGAUUAGAUGCCCAUGAAUGAAACUAGUUGUGAUAUAUUAGUGAGUUUCAUCAGUGAUGUGUUUGUUUGAAGCUUAAAACUUUGUAAUAACUGGGAUUUCUAGCUAUGGUUUUCCUCUUGUCCUAGCGUAUUAGUAGUCUUUCAGUGUUUGUACUAGUAUGCACCAGUGUCUCUAUACUGUUUAGGGCUUUUUGGCUCAAUAAAUCUUUGAAAAAUAUCUUCAAUAGGUUAAUACUUUGACAA
Macadamia integrifolia is the source of this 1443-nucleotide messenger RNA. RefSeq lists its product as uncharacterized. The record is from RefSeq and is a predicted model, not a curated record. NCBI's taxonomy places the organism in Eukaryota, Viridiplantae, Streptophyta, Magnoliopsida, Proteales, Proteaceae. The transcript has 7 exons. Bases 180 to 1217 code for a protein of 345 amino acids.